AUGGCAUCAAGAGCCCAACCUCUACGUCUUCCAAUGGCUUACCGCCUCUUUUUCCUCGUAAUCGAACCCAUUUCGGCACUCGCAGGUGCAUACAUGGCCUAUUUCCAACCAGCUAAUUAUCUCACUCUCACUACACCUCUCUGGCCAUCCUCCCCCAACCUACCACUAAGUACCACUAUCGUACUUACUCAACUCGCAAACCUCUACCUUCUUUUCGCUAUCAACGAAGCCUUGGUCUUACGUUCCACCUCUGAUUUGAGAGUGUGGAAGACAGUGCUUCUCGGUUUACUCAUAGCUGAUCUGGGACAUUUGUAUAGCGUGAAGGGCUUAGGCAUUGCAGGAUAUUGGAAGAUCUGGGAAUGGAAUGCUAUGGCGUGGGGGAACGUGGGAUUUGUCUAUGCCGGAGCGUUAAUGAGGAUUUGUUUUCUGUCUAAUGUAGGGAUUGGGCGAAGAGUCUUCACACGCAAGUUGAAUUAG
Messenger RNA from Glarea lozoyensis ATCC 20868, 477 nucleotides. RefSeq lists its product as uncharacterized. The transcript has a single exon. The coding region runs from base 1 to 477 and encodes 158 amino acids. NCBI's taxonomy places the organism in Eukaryota, Fungi, Ascomycota, Leotiomycetes, Helotiales, Helotiaceae. The record is from RefSeq and is a predicted model, not a curated record.